This is a messenger RNA of Catharus ustulatus (Swainson's thrush), 1676 nucleotides long. It is a transcript of the gene RAC3, whose product is annotated as Rac family small GTPase 3. Gene Ontology annotation, biological process: establishment or maintenance of cell polarity; motor neuron axon guidance; regulation of actin cytoskeleton organization. The record is from RefSeq and is a predicted model, not a curated record. The transcript is spliced from 6 exons. Gene Ontology annotation, molecular function: GTP binding; protein kinase binding; GTPase activity. Lineage: Eukaryota; Metazoa; Chordata; Aves; Passeriformes; Turdidae. Gene Ontology annotation, cellular component: cytoplasmic vesicle; cell cortex; plasma membrane. Bases 131 to 709 code for a protein of 192 amino acids.
CUCUGCCUGGCACGGCUCGGCUCGGCUCGGUUCGGCUCUGCCCGGCCCGGCUCGGCUCUGCGCGGCUCGGCCCCGCCCCACCCCGCGGGCGGUCACUGCGGCGCAGUCGCGGCGCCGCCAUCGCGGGCAGAUGCAGGCGAUCAAGUGUGUGGUGGUGGGCGACGGAGCUGUAGGGAAGACCUGCUUGCUGAUCAGUUACACCACAAAUGCCUUUCCCGGAGAAUACAUUCCCACCGUGUUUGAUAAUUAUUCUGCCAAUGUGAUGGUAGAUGGAAAGCCAGUGAACCUGGGCCUCUGGGAUACAGCAGGGCAAGAAGACUAUGACCGACUGCGGCCUCUUUCCUAUCCACAAACGGAUGUUUUCUUGAUCUGCUUCUCCCUUGUGAGUCCAGCCUCCUUUGAGAAUGUCAGAGCUAAGUGGUACCCUGAGGUCCGACACCAUUGCCCAAACACACCUAUUAUCCUGGUGGGCACCAAGCUGGACUUGAGAGAUGAUAAGGACACUAUUGAGAGGUUACGUGAUAAGAAACUGGCCCCCAUCACCUAUCCUCAAGGCUUGGCCAUGGCUCGGGAGAUUGGGUCGGUAAAGUACCUUGAAUGCUCUGCCCUGACACAGCGGGGCUUGAAGACGGUGUUUGAUGAAGCCAUCCGGGCUGUGCUCUGCCCACCGCCUGUGAAGAAGCCUGGCAAGAAGUGUACCAUGUUUUGAGGGCUGUGGCCUAGGUGUUGGCUCAGCAUGCUGUCAUCAGAUUGCAUAUUAAGCUGGGUGUUUCUGAAGGGGGCUGGGAUGUGUAGGGCCCUUCAUCAUGUACGAAGUCAGUGUUUUUUAAAUGUCUCUUUGAUUUAACGUCAGUGUUGAUGUGAAGGGGCAGUGGGGACAGGAUACCAGCUGGGGACUAUACAGCCCCCAGGGGAGGUACAGUGGGGAAGGCAAGGUAGCUCCUUCGGGCAACAAGCUGUUUUGGCUCUCCUGAACUCCAAGUGGAAAGGCUGAGAGAUCCAUCCUGUUCUGGAAACACCUGUUUUCAACCUGCAGGUGAAAUGGGUGGUGAACAUCCCGGUGGGAGUGGGGAGGGAGCUGAUUUCAAUGGUGCUGAAAGACAAGAAUAGCUGGGACGGUAGUAGAGUCUCCUUAUCCAGCCUGCUGUGGCUAAUAGUUAACAAACUGGUGCUCUAGCAGAAUGUUCCUGAGACUGUUAAAGAGAUCAUAAGCAGCCCUGGAAGGGGUCAAAGUAAAUUAAAAGCUGAAAAAUGAAUCAUUAGGUGCUUUAUUGGGUACUAGCCAAACUCUUUGAGUGAAACAGCUCUGUGCAAUCAAUGCAUUUGCCUUUUUGUGUGUGCACACCCUACAUGGUGCUGCUCCCCCCCAAUAGUCUUUAGCAGGGUCUCCCCCCAAAAUCCAGUCUCUGCAGAGCAGGGCUGGGGUUGUUGCCUCUAUUUUUUUUUUCUACUAAAGACAACAAAGGAAACAAUGAGGAGUCUGCUAACUUCUUUCCCUUCCCACUGAAAAUGCAGACAGACUCUGGAUUUGAAUGGAACAGGGAGAGCUUCUGAAGGGUUGUGGGGGGGGAACAGGGUUGGAAGAAAGGUCCAAUUUCUAAUCAUCAUGUAGAGUGACAAGAUAAAACCUUAUUUGGUGCAAUAAACAUUCUCCAUGAAGGUGUAUGUGAACUUUA